AAUAUUUUGUCUCGACUGAUCAUCUACUGUUAGGCGGUACAUAGUUCGCUGGGAGAGUUAGUUUUCUUAUAAAAAUUCUUUCAACGUAUAAUGUAGUAAUUGCAACGUUUUAAUGAAUUAAUGUCGUGAUCAUAUUUAAUCACAUCUAUCUGUCUGUACGAUACGGAUCUGUACAAUUUAGAGAAGUGAGAUUUAUAAAAGAAAUUACCUAAAUACUCACGACGAUUUUUAAGAUGGAGGACGUUAAAAGUUUGACUGAAUUUAUGUCAUCAUUUAUACUCUGUCUCUUAAUUCGACUGAGUAUGGUAAACAACAGAUUAUGUGGUAAGUUUAUCUGUAUAAACCUAGCGCCUAACUAAAUCGUAUAAAAGAAUUUAGUAUAUUGCCCUACCUACUGUGGGAAAGCAAUAAUUAUUCCGAAAAAACUAUCCAGUUGAGUCGGUAUAAUUUAAGCAAUCUGCCCGUAUCCAAUUUGUACUAAAAUUUUGGAAGCACGAGAAUCGAAUCUUUGACUUUCACUUUCAUUGAAGGCCCUUAUUCCAACCUCUAAACAAGGCACCUUUUUGGUCAAAGCACUCUUCUCCAAUCGUAAUAUACCUAAAUAUUUAAAACCAAAACAAUAUAAAAUCUUAAAAACAAUAACAACGUGCCCCAAUUUCAAAUCCGGUAAGCCCACCCAUCGGAUUCCAGUCCUCGGCAACACCGCUUAACCUGCCCCUACCACGUCGUAAAAGAAAGUACCUCUUUCCAAUAUAACCCGUAAUCGACGCACGCGCAUCUUAGUAUAGCGUGUAACCUUGAACGCGGCAAAUGUCAAAAUAAUCCAAGAUGGCGGCCAAAUUUUCCUUCGUUUUUCUUUUAAUUUUUUGUUCAAGUGUACAUAGUGCAUCCAUGUUAGAGAAAGGAUACGAUUAUUUUGUAAGUUUCGGUAAAAGUUUGGCGCCAAAUUUACUGUCAAUUUUCGAAUGUGUGAGCCAAGAUGACGCGUGGGGUUGUGCAAGAGAAAAGGCGGGAAAAAUGUUGGAUACGUGGGGGGAUGAAGUCGCGGCGGAGCAGAGGAGCUGGGAAGCUCAAGCGGAUGCUGAAGUCAGGACUUCGGGGAGGUCCUUCGAGGAAAUGCCUUCGAAACUCGGCAGAGAGAUCACCGAGUCACUGGGGACCCUGACCAACGUACUAGCUAGAGGGAUGGCCAGAGCGUUGGAGCGCAAACACGACAGCGGAGGCAUCGACAGCAUCACCAUCUCAACCAGCGACAAAAAGAAGAUGAAAAAGAAGAAGCAGAAACCAGCGAAGAUCCACCUCAUCCACCCCGUAGUCAUGCCUUUACGAAAGGCCCAAAAAGAAGAAAAAGGUCGGAGUUUCGGUGCAGUCCAAUCUUGGGUUAUCGGCGAAAGAGCUUUGCCAGUGAAGAAUGGAACUGGUUCUCCGAGGGGGGCGGUGUCUGAUCUGUGGGAGAUGGGGCACGAAGCACUUGAUACUUUGGCUGAACAGGUCGUGAAGAAUGAGGACCUGGAGAAUGGGAUACGGGAUAGGAGUUCUGUCGAAGAACAAAGAGGUAAGAAGAAGAAGAAAAAGAAGGCAAUCCUCAAGCUGUUGAUCUUAGGAGCCGUACUCAAAGCGAAGAUUGGAACUCUACUGCAAAUCUUGACUUACAAACUACAGAUUAAAUUCUUCAUCGUCGCCGUCAUAGGUCUGGCUAUCAACCUGGCUAGGCUCUGGAUAGACAUUAAGAAUAAACACAGCCAUCAGCCGCAGAAAAUAAUAUACUACGAGCACGCCCAACAUCAGCACCAUUACGAUCAUGAGGAGGAAGAGCACGGCUGGGGGCCGUGGUCGCGAAGCAUUCUGCCAGAUGAUGAAAGUGACCCAGAAGCGAGCGAAGUUUCACCCUACAAGGCGCAAGAGAGAAAUCCACUGAUAUAUAACCGUCCCUUUCUGUCGCGAGUGUAAACUAUAGCUGUCUCGCUCGCUCCAGUCAUAGGAUAAUGCGUGUUUGCAAUUGUGACACUUUUUUUUUAGUUUAGUAAUGUGCUUUAAUGUUAUUUGAAAAAAUAGGUAAAUUUUAAUGUUAUUUUAUAAUUAAUGCAUUUAGCCGUUGCUCAGCAAUUUUGAAAUUCGCUAUUGGGUAAAAAUCAUUGUAAGUUCGAUUCCAGGCAUUUUUUUUUGUGAGGCUAUACUUUAUAAUUUAAUUUAUUGUACUUCAAAAAAAUUUAAAGCCUCAUUUUGGCGGACUUUGAAAGUGACAAGUGUCAUAUCACGUGACACAAAUACUAAUGUUAAUUGUCAACGUCAAUGUACAAUCAUUCUAAAUGUCAUAAAACGAAACUUCAAACAAGUGAAUGUUUGACAAACUCAUCAAACCAGGAUUGGAUCAAUCCAAAAUCUACAUCAAAUCAAACAGGCCCAUCUCCUCGCGUCAUAAACAAACUUUUUAUAAAACAAAAUAUGCAUAGGUGAAACUCACUUACUCACAUAAUGCGUGUAAUUUUGACCACUUAAGAUUUAUAUCAAUGUGGUCACUGGCCAUGUGGUCAGGUGUCCGAGUUAAAGCGAAAGUCGACUAAUUAAAUAUAGGCUUGUUGAGAGAGUUGUUUCUUAAUGUCAUUCUUUUGACAUGUAAGUUUAUGCGGUUUGAUUUUUGUUGGCAUUGCUGUUAGAAACAUCAGUCGUGAUGACCUUGUGGGUCUAGGUGUAGUUUUGUGUGCAUGAGGGGCAGGUUCGAACCCAACUUGUGACUUUUCAAAGUAUUUCUUAAUAAUAUGCUUAAUAAUGGUAAGACACCACUGAUAAAAUGAAAAAUACAGGUAAUCUGAAUUGUGAAUUCGCCAUUCCAGUGGGCUAGCGUUGUGAACAAAUGCUUAGACCUUUCUUAGAUGGAAAGGGGGCUAUGCCCAGCGUUGGGGUAUUUAUUAAAACACUUUGUGAAAUAAAAGUUGUUUGUCCCACUGUUGGCCAUGGUGAUCAAGGUUUUUUUUUGAAAAAGGACAAAUCAUAAUCGCCACAUUUAUUUUGUUAAGACUCAAAUUCAUGUAGCCAAGUUGUCCAAUAUUGAAUCUAUGCUCUAAUGUAUUGCCAGUAAUAAAAAAGUGUCAGUGUUGCAAGCAAUAAGGAUAAUACCUAAGAAUAAUUAAAAUAAGGCAUUAUUAAUUAAUUUGUGGCCAUAGUGUGAAUG
This is a messenger RNA of Trichoplusia ni (cabbage looper), 3172 nucleotides long. RefSeq lists its product as uncharacterized. The coding region runs from base 829 to 1950 and encodes 373 amino acids. The transcript is spliced from 7 exons. NCBI's taxonomy places the organism in Eukaryota, Metazoa, Arthropoda, Insecta, Lepidoptera, Noctuidae. The record is from RefSeq and is a predicted model, not a curated record.